Molecule: messenger RNA, 3051 nt
Organism: Pecten maximus
Lineage: Eukaryota; Metazoa; Mollusca; Bivalvia; Pectinida; Pectinidae
Exons: 7
Coding region: 244-945 (233 amino acids)
Source: RefSeq, a predicted model, not a curated record
GUAGCUACGGUGUCAAGAAAAUAGAAUAUGCUGUAGGCAGUUUAUAUCCAUUAUAUUUGUUUCAUUUCCUUAUCAACCGAAUAUUGAAUAUUCCUACGUAAACUGAAACAAGGAUCAGAUUUUCCAGCAUAUAUUAUAUAUCAUCUUGACACCAUUGGAAAUAUUAAUACUAAAUAGUAUGAGGUAUGAUUUUUGUAUACAUUUGUUGAUCUAGACAAAUGAAAUACCUAUGUACUAGUAAUAAUGGCUACAGAUGCAGAAAUCGCAAGAAAACUUCAACUAGAAGAGUUUCAACAAGGGGAUGAUUCUGACCCAGAUGCACAUUUAGCAUGGCAGCUGCAACAAAGUGAAGUUUCGGAGGUGGAUGAGCUGGAUUCUGGAAGUCUGCACCUUGAUCAACUUUCACCAGAUCCUGUCUCGCAGUCAUCUGACAUCACAGACUAUGAUCGCCCUGUUAUGGAUGAUUUAAGUCCCGAUGGUGAUACAGAUGAAAUCGGUUAUGAGCAAGCCUCUGCUCUCAGUGAAUACCCUGAGGAUUUGAUCAGUAUACAGGACGAUGAGAGGAUUGCAUUUCAGCUGGAUGAACAGCUAAAACUGACUCAGGAACAUGAGGAUGCUGCCUUGGCACAGAAAUUAUUUGAGGAAGAAGAACACCAACAAUCACGUAGUAGGGCCACACGUCCCCCUACACUCCCUCGGAGGGAACCGCCACAACGUAACAGGCCCCCAAGGCACUUCCUUUUCCCUCCUAACUCCGGCUCAGGUCGCCUGUUUGACCCCACCUUUAGUCCACCUGAAUCAGAUGUUCCUGUAAGCAUUCACGGACCACAUCAUCUCCAUCAUCUGCCCAGACAUGAUUUACAACGGGUCCAGGUUUGGAUUUAUGAUGAGAAACAAUAUAUUUCCCAGAAACAUGUUACCACCCGAGGAUGUAGAUUUAAAUGACUAUGAGGCACUUUGGGAGCUAGCAGAGCAGAUCGGUGAUGUGAAGGGCAAUGGAGUGACACAGGAAGUCAUUGAUGAUCUGCCCUCACAUGCUUUUAAGAAAGACACACACGGAGCUAUGUCUCAGAAAACAGAUCACGAGUGUCGUAUAUGUCUCUCCACAUUCAGUGAAGGCGAGGCCGUCAAAACCUUACCAUGUCUCCAUAUGUACCACCAAUCUUGUAUAGAUAACUGGUUAAAGAGAAAAGGAGACUGUCCUAUCUGCAGGGAAAAUGUGAAAAGAGAAUCCUGAAUGUCAUUAUUAAAUUGUCAUCUUCCUCAUUACCAUCCACCUAUACUGGCUGACAUUGUAGUUUGUGACAUUCAGGAUGUCACGUACUGGCUGACAUUAUUGUGUGUGACAGCCAGGAUGUCACAUACUGGCUGACAUUGUUGUGUGUGACCGCCAGGAUGUCAUCUUCCUCAUUACAUUCACCUACUGGCUGACAUUAUAGUUUGUGACAUUAAGGGUGUCACAUACUGGCUGACAUUGUUGUGUGUGACAGUCAGGAUGUUACAUACUGGCUAACAUAGUAGUGUGUGACAGUCAAGAUGUCAUCUUCCUCAUGAACAUCCACCUACUGGCUGACAUUAUAGUUUGUGACAUUAAGGGUGUCACAUACUGGCUGACAUUGUUGUGUGUGACAGUCAGGAUGUCACAUACUGGCUGACAUUGUUGUGUGUGACAGUCAGGAUGUUACAUACUGGCUGACAUUGUAGUGUGUGACAGUCAGGAUGUCAUAUACUGGCUGACAUUGUAGUAUGUGACAGUCAGGAUGUCACAUACUGGCUGACAUUGUAGUAUAUGACAGUCAGGAUGUAAUCUUGUUCAUGUCCAUAUGACUCAUCGACAAAUAUUGCAGCAGCUCAAGCAAGUUCCAGAAUGUUAUUUUCACAACAGACUACAAGACGUCUACUUCAUAACAGACGUAGUAGUGUGUGACAUUCAGGAUGUCACCUACUGGCUGACAUUGUUGUUUGAGACAUUAGGAUGUCAUCUUCAUCAUGCCCAUACGACUCAUCGAUAAAUACUGCAGCAGCUCAAGCAAGUUCCAGAAUGUUAUUUUCACAACAGACUACAAGACGUCUUCUUCAUAACAGUUUCAGAGACCGCAUCUUCAUAACAAUUACAGAGAUGUAAUAUUUCCGAAAAAGUGUGAUCUUCAAAAUAGUUGCAACUGCAACAUGCAACAAUUCUGAAGAUAUCUAUUUUAUACCAGUUCCAGAAAUGUCAUCUUAUAACAGCUUUGGAGAAACAGUGAUAUCCUGGUGCAAAAUGACCUACUUUUAUAUCUCCAUAGGUACGAGUGUAUCAUGGUACCAUAAGAGUUCCGAAGACAUCAUCCUUUAAGUAUAUUAUACCUUGAUAAGAUAUCUGCCCAUAUUUUUUGUAUAUUACUUGUACGCAUCAUUUAAUUGAGCCGUGGUAUCAAACUGAAUGAAUGAACUGUUUAUUAUAUUGUUAAAAGUAUAACAUUAUGAUGCCACUAAACUGUAUAUCUGCCAUAUCAUGUUUGUCAAAUUGUCUCAAAUGUCUCGUGGAGUCUUAACUUGUGUAAGAGUAGUCCACCUGGUACUUAUACCAAGUAUCCUAAGGAUACUGAUUCAUUAUAGGUACAACAUCGCCGACAAAGAGUAGUUUAAUUAAUGAUAACAAGAAUAGGCUGGUAUAUUUUUAUACAAUACCAAAAGUUAAAUACUUUAUGAUAUAACUACCCUCCAAACCCUCCAGAAGUUUGAGCUUCAAAUUUUAGCUUUUAAAUUUAGUGAAUGAAUGAUUGAUUAGAUCCAGAAUGAAUUCUGUCAAGUCCUGUCUCUAUAUUGUGUAUGUCACUUUCUGUCUUAAAAGCGAUAAUUUUAGUACAGGGUACACUAUUUCUUGGUAUUAAUUGAUAUAUUUCUAUACUUUGAAUUUUAUUUUAUGACAAACAGCAUAUACACUGUCAGUAGUGUAACAUCUCUUCUGUUUUAGAUAUAUAGAGAAUAAAAGGUCAGUGUCUUAAAAUAUAAGCUGUAUUUUGGCGAGGGUAAAGAAAGACAAAAGUGGGGAGCCACAUUUGUCUUUCU